Messenger RNA from Scomber japonicus (chub mackerel), 3883 nucleotides. RefSeq names its product ER lipid raft associated 1 (gene erlin1). Bases 106 to 1134 code for a protein of 342 amino acids. Gene Ontology annotation, cellular component: endoplasmic reticulum membrane; endoplasmic reticulum. Gene Ontology annotation, molecular function: cholesterol binding; ubiquitin protein ligase binding. Gene Ontology annotation, biological process: SREBP signaling pathway. NCBI's taxonomy places the organism in Eukaryota, Metazoa, Chordata, Actinopteri, Scombriformes, Scombridae. The transcript has 12 exons. The record is from RefSeq and is a predicted model, not a curated record.
AAGAACAGGAGGGGAGAUCAUUUGAGCGAUAUAGUGGUAACUUUCUCUAUCUUUCACUCGCUGUUUAUCCUAACGGUUGAAUAUUGAAAUCAUAUUUACAGGUGAAUGCAAGCAAGGAUGACGAUGCCGCAUGUAGGGGCAGUAUUUGCUACAAUAGCAGGACUGAUGGCCAUCCUGUUACACUCCUCCAUUCACAAGAUAGAGGAAGGACACCUUGCCGUGUACUACAGGGGUGGAGCUUUACUGACAAUUCCCAAUGGCCCUGGAUAUCAUAUUAUGCUGCCUUUCAUUACCACCUACAGAUCGGUGCAGACUACUCUCCAAACUGAUGAGAUCAAGAAUGUGCCUUGUGGAACAAGCGGUGGUGUGAUGAUCUAUUUUGACAGGAUAGAGGUUGUCAACAUGCUCGUCCCAACAGCAGUUGUGGAUAUUGUGAGGAACUACACUGCUGAUUAUGACAAAACUCUAAUUUUCAACAAGAUUCACCACGAACUGAAUCAGUUCUGCAGUGUGCACACACUACAGGAGGUCUACAUUGAGUUGUUUGACAUCAUAGAUGAGAACUUGAAGACGGCCCUGCAGAAAGAUCUUAACUCUAUGGCCCCGGGACUCACAAUACAGGCAGUCCGUGUUACCAAGCCAAAGAUCCCAGAGUCUAUCAGGAGGAACUUUGAACUCAUGGAAGCGGAGAAGACUCGUCUGUUGAUAACGGCUCAGACUCAGAAGGUGGUGGAAAAGGAGGCGGAGACUGAGAGGAAGAAGGCCAUCAUAGAGGCUCAGAAAGUGGCCCAGGUGGCAGAGAUCCACUUCCAACAGAAAGUGAUGGAGAAAGAGACGGAGAAGAGGAUCUCUGGAAUAGAGGAUGCUGCCUUCCUGGCGAGGGAGAAGGCGAAAGCUGAUGCAGAAUAUUACACUGCUGCCAAGUCUGCUGAAGCAAACCGGUUGAAGUUAACCCCAGAAUACCUGCAGCUGAUGAAGUACCAGGCCAUAGCAGCUAAUAGUAAGAUCUACUUCGGCCAGGACAUCCCCAACAUGUUUGUGGAAGGAACAAAUAGCCCUCAGAAGUCUGCACGCUCCACUCAUCAGUCCAAAACUGAACCAAACCAGCUUAAAGAGAAGCAAGACGGGCAGUGAGUCCGCAGCUCAGCCCCCUGCGCAGGACAGGACAACCUGUUGAGGACUUGUCUUGUUUGAGAGGUAGAGAGUGCUGAGCUUAAGAUGACAGGUGGGAUAGCUUUACAGCUGGUUUGGUGAACAGCACACUUCAGUCUUAAAUCUAUGUGGCAAAGAGAGAAAAUGUAAGGAUUUAAGGACAAGGAUGAGCAGAAGUGAGGGGCAGAAAGGACUAGAUAAAAGGGAAUGUUUUUGUUUUUUCAUCUUCCACUCUUUGAAAAAUUCUUUUUUUUUUUUUAGGAAUGAGAAAGAUGCCAUAGUUUAAAAUCAAAAGCAUAUAAAAUGCUUAAUGCCUGCAAGGCGACAGCAAGUAGUCGCCCUAAUCUACAUGUGCUUGCAAUCAGUGCGGUGUUUAACUUUGCUUUUGGAUCUGCAUUAAUUUUUGUUUGUUGUAUGCAAGAGGAGUGAUUUGUGCUAAAAAAGAUUUUUUACUCUGAUUAAUUAAUUUCUGGUUUAGCCAAACUGGAAUCUAACAGGUGACACUAAUUAUACGCAGGAUGGCUUGUACAAGUGUCCGUAAGGUGGGACGGUUAAUCUCUGUGCCAUUAUUUUCUCUCACAUUGAAUCACUUCUGAACACCAAUCAGUGCGAGGACUGUUUAAUAAAAUGCUGCUGGUGGGUGAUCGUAUUAUAGUCAGGUGUUUGCAGCUUCUUCUUUUUUUUAAAAGAUUUUUUCCGGCAUAGACGCCUUUAUUUAGCAGUAGACAAACAGGAAACAUGGGACAGAGAGGGGGGUGUGACAUGCAGCAAAGGACCUCCAGCCAGGAUUUGAACAGGGGUCGGCUGCAUACAUGGCAUGCACUCUAACCACCGAAACCACUCGACCACCUGCGCGCCCGGUCUUUGCUGCUUUUUAAAUGUGGUGAUUGUAAGAGAGUCAUUCAUUAUAUGGAGCACACCCACCCACCCACCCACCUUCACAGUCAUAGCUUUCUCGAAGCAAAUUGCCUGAUUUAGUUAAACGUUCACCCAAGCCUGCGUAAAGAGAGAUACAGUAUGUUUUUACAGACACUCAAAAGUUGAAUGGCUGUCUCAGUAUGUUCAUUUUCUAUAGUUAAUAUUUAGUGGCGUCAGAUUGGUAGUGAUGUGGUUUAUUUUCUGUUAGACUGGUGAUAGUUUGGUGUUGUUAGUUGUGGAAAGAGCAGCCACAUGGGACAGAUUUUAAACGCUGCACUGACAUCUUGUGUGGCAUUUACUAUCAAACCACCUGAGAGAGAGAAAAGAAAGUUUGAGUGCUGCUAAAAGAAAAUCUGCUUUUUUAAUUCUAAAAGCAAAUUUAAGUUGACUUAUUACACUGAGAAGCGUAAUAAUAAGUGGGUCUGUACACAGGAGGAAGUUGUGCUUUUUAUAUACUCCUCACUAUGAAGUCAACUACAUCUUUGAAAUCAUCUAUCUUGUUCUGAUUAUCAGAGCCGUGCAUGUGGAAACGUAUAGUGGCUUGAUUGAGAUGAUUAGUAGUGCCUGUAACUGUAUCUGCCAACUCUUUUGUUUUAGAGCUUAUUGCGACGUGGUUAAAUGUUAAUUCUCAGGAAAUUGACUUUUUAUUUUAAAGGAUAGGUUCACAAUUUUUCGAGUUUGCUUGUUGUAAUCAUUCCCCGUGUUCACACUGGCUGUUAAGAGAUCCCCCCCCCCAGGACAGCUGCUCAUUGUUGGACAGAGCUUAUUGAGCAAGAAAAUGUUUGAACAUUGGCGUAAAUUGUGUUUAUUGGAGUCUGAGAAGUAAAUCUGGUGAUACCAAUGUGGGAAAAGUGAGGUCGUGAAACAAGAAAAGAACAAUGUGAUUUGACGAUAUAAAAGCUUAUUUUAAAAUCUGCUUAUGAAAAAAAAAUUAAACACAUUCAACUAAGGUGACGUUUUUAUUGCUACAUCACUAUUUUAUUGCACCAUUUAUUUACAGCAGAUGUCAGAUGUUGAAUAUUAUGAGGACGGUCAACGAGGAAAUGGUACAAGCGAAGUUCUGCCCUACUCUAAAUGUUUACAUUUUCUGCACUUCAAGAAUGAACAGACUGCGAAGUAUUUCAGUCUUUACUAAACAAGAUCACUCGAAGGAUUUGUCAGCACACAGCUCCUAAUUAAAAUAAUAUCUCACACUUCAUGAGAGUUUGUUUAACCUCCUGAUUUAGUUUUGUGUGAUGACGUGAGUUCCAGCAGUGCACAAAAACAAGCUUUCUCCUUUUUUUUUUCUUUUUUUUUAAAGAUGAAUGUCGAUAAUGCUCGAGCUAAAACAAGAUGGUGCUAGUUUUAUUGUGUGCGAAGCUUUUUGAUUUUGUUCAGCUUUGUUUUCAAAAACAAAGAAAUACUUCCAAUAUUCAGAUUCAAGCCUUAAAUAUUGAAGGGACACUCAAGGUUUAAAGUGAUUCUUGUCAUGUGAUAGGUCUUGAGAGUGUGCACAGAAACACUGCACGGCCUCACCGUAGACUCCGGCUGAGACAGUCACAACUAGCGGCGGACACUACUCGUGUUUGAAAGGCAGCCUGAUGUUUUACUUGACCUCUGAAUGGCAGUUUAACAGCUGCACUCUUCAUUUACUUGGUGAUGGGUUCAAAUAAUGAUGCAAAAGAGGUGUAUGAAUCACUCAUGAAAUUUUUUUUGUCAAUAUUUUGUACAAUCUGUGAAAUUUAAACAUUGUCUUUUUGUUUUAAAAGGUUUAUAUGCAAAAUGUUUUCAAGUUUUGACAAUGUUCUUAUGUAAAAUAAAACCUAUUUUGGUA